Molecule: messenger RNA, 1197 nt
Organism: Paracoccidioides brasiliensis Pb18
Exons: 2
Coding region: 1-1197 (398 amino acids)
Source: RefSeq, a predicted model, not a curated record
AUGAGGCUUUUCCCUACAGCGGUCGCGGCGGCCACCUUGGCGUCCAUGCCAGUGGUGCACGGCCAAACAGCGCAAUUUCGUCCUAGCGACGCAAAAGGCAUCUUCUACAGCCUGACCAUUCCCCCGUCCACUGCUUCUCGCGGCGAAGGCCUUAUCUUCUUCACCAUGGAAGCGCCCAGUGAUGGCAUCCAAUGGUUCGCACUGGGCCAGGGAAGGGGAAUGACUGGUUCUAACAUAUUCGUCGCCUACGCCUCAUCCCCAACCAACAUAACCGUCUCCCCGCGUCUGGGUGUCGGCCAUAUCGAGCCUGAAUACAACCCAUCCGCGCGCAUAAGCCUCUUGGAGGGUUCGGGCAUAUCUAAUGGCAAAAUGAUUGCUAAUGUUCGAUGUGACAAUUGCAUGAAAUGGGAGGGUGGGUCCAUGAGUCCCACAGAUCGGAAGAGCCCCUGGAUUUGGGCCAUGAAGGCCGGCAACCCUCUCAACUCCGCUGAUGUCAGAGAGCAAAUAUCCUUCCAUGACAACAUGGGCACCUUCAGCCUUGACCUGAGCAACCCAUCAGAUGGCGGAUCGGGAGGAUCGGGCUCAGCUACACCGGGAGUUUCCCAGAAAACCAUCAACGUCAAAAGCGUGACACACGGCAUCAUCAUGUCUGUCGUCUUCGUCAUCCUCCUACCAACCUUCGCAUUGGGGCUGUUUUUGAUCACCUAUCCACAAACAGCAUCGCGCAUCCAUGCUCCCCUGCAACUGCUAACAGUCUGCGGCGCCAUCGCCGGGUUUGGCGUGGGUGUCUCGCUAGCCCGCGACCUGGGAAAAACAGCCAUGUACCAUCCCAUAAUUGGCUAUGUGGUCAUUGCCUGGCUGUCGGUGUUCCAGCCGCUUCUAGGCUAUCUGCACCAUCGCCACUACGUGCGGAUGCGCAAGGGGAGUGUGAUGGGGUUUGUGCACCGCUGGGUCGGCCGUGCUAUGCUCAUACUAGCCAUCGUCAAUGGUGGGCUAGGUUUCAAGUUUGCCGGAAUUGGGAGCGACACUGCGCCUAAGGUUGGAGUUAUUGUCUAUGGGGCUAUUGCGGGAUUCAUGGGCGUCAUUUACGUCGCUGUUGCAACAUGGGGCACGGCAAGGAAUCGAAAGGAGAGAUCAGGAUCUGACGCGUCUCUUUUUGGCGCGAACGAAAUGAAAGAUGGGGCGAAUAGGAGAUAG